AUGCUCGUCUUGACCCCAGUCUCUGCGUUCUCGUCAGGCUUUUACCCCUACCCGGUCGUCAGCCCCGUCUCCAUCCAGAACGACUACCUCGAGGCCGUCGCACAAGCUCGCGCCGAGGCGGUCCGCCGUCACAGGCAGCAAGAGCUCCGGCGCAAGCAGAUUGAGGAGCAGCAUCGCCAGGCCGCCUUCGAGGCCGUGUACCAGCAGCAGGUCCUCCGUGAGCGCCAGCGCCGCCUUGCGAUUGCCCGGCAGUGCGAGGAGGCGUACGUCCGUGCUCUCAUCGAGGCUCAAGAACGUGAGCGCGCUGAGCAGCUGACAAUGCGCAGGGCCAGGGAACAGCAGCUCCUCUCUGCGGUCGCUGCUCUCGGGUCCAUGCUCGACUUUACUGCCGAAGCUGGCGAACCGACGAGGCUUGCACCACAGAUGCCCCGUGCAUCCUCUCAGACAUCGACUUCCCAAGUCCGUCGUGCACCCUCGCCUGUUUCGUCAGCUCGGGAGCGACUCCAGCAGCGUCUCGAGCGCGAGUCCGAUCCCGACGUUCGUGAUGCAGUCGAAGGUCUCCUGUCCGUCUUCCCUACGAUCCCGCCUGUAGACCGCAAGGGCAAAGGCAAGGCCCGUGAAGUCCCAAUGCAGGCCCCUUUCGCGUCGUCUUCGACUCAAGUCCCCGUCUUAUCUUCGACCGCGCCGGCACAGACGACGACGACGACGUCCCAGCCCGCCUCCGGGCCGUCGCUGAAGGACGCGCUGCGGCAGCGCAUGCACAACGAAGCAGACCCCGAGAUCAAGGAGUCGCUCAACAGCUUGUUCACGAAGCUCUAUGGUACUCCGAAGGUCACACCUACCGAGAGUGCCGCUCCCAGUUCGAGUACUACCACCAAGCACGUCCCAGUCCAAGAACAAGCGGCGAGUGAGAAGAUCCAGGACACGGCCGCUACCACCGAUGCACCUAUCCCCGGAGCACCCCUAGAAGACGGUGCCGGCCUCCACCGUCAGCCCGCGCUCCCGCCCGCCGUCGCGGCCAAGAUCCUCUCGCUCCACCGCUCGCGGCGCGCCCGGCGCACCUCGCUCGGGGCCAUCAAGGAGAUCGAGGAUGCUCUGCACACGCUCCAGGCGUCCUUCGUCUUCCCCGCCCAGCUCGACUUUUCCCCGUCCCCGGUCUCGUCCCCGUCCGCCGACUCGCGUGAGGGGGAGAACACGCUGAUGUACACGUCGAACAACCGCGCGGUGCAUUCGUACGAGCACGCGCUGAGCGGCCUGCUCGAGCGCCUCGACGCGGUGGACAGCCGCGGCGACCUCGAGGUGCGCGGCCGCAGGAAGGAGGUUGUGAAGGAGGUGGAGCGCGCGUUGAGAGACGUUGAGAGGAAGGUGGAGGAGAGGAGCAGGGAGCGGGAGCGGGAGGGUGCGAGGACGCCGAUGGCCGAGCAGCCCGUUGGGCCUCAGCAGCCCGUCGCGGAGCCCUCGCAAGUCGACGCUGCACCCGCUAUCGACACCGUCCCGCAUGCUGUUGACCCGACCGUUGCUCCCCAAGACGUUCCCCAACCCACCGAGUCUCUCCCAACCCCCGACGAAUCAGCUGCCGAAAACGUCCCCGCUCCUGGUACCCUGGACGCUUCUGCAUCCGAACCGUCAGCACCCCAACCAUCUGCCGCCGACCUCUCCUACGCUGCACCUACGCUAGACAUCCUGGUCGCUUCUGUCCUGCCUUCACCCUCUGCCCUUUCACCGUCGCCAACGCCGGUCGAAUCCACGCCGGAAGUCCAUGCUGAAGUCACGUCGCAGUCGGAGACCGAGCAACCCGCGCAGGACGCGCAACCCGCACAGGACGCGCACCCUCUACAUGUACAGGAGGUCACCGAGAACGCUACGCUCCUGACCAACGACACCGCGUACGACAAGACCGAGACAUCUUCCCCCACCGGGUCCUCUUCCUCCGAGAACGACGCCUUCCUCCUCUCGUCGCAUCCUCUCCAAGACCCGCCGCGCAAGUCGAUGCCGCAGGAGCAGGAGCACGACGAGCCGGAGAUCGUGACGCUCGCCGAGGCUGAGGCGGACAACAGCGGCUCGGGCUCGGAGUGGUCUGAGGUCGAGGCAUGA
Molecule: messenger RNA, 2094 nt
Organism: Rhodofomes roseus
Lineage: Eukaryota; Fungi; Basidiomycota; Agaricomycetes; Polyporales; Fomitopsidaceae
Exons: 3
Coding region: 1-2094 (697 amino acids)
Molecular function (GO): protein-folding chaperone binding
Source: RefSeq, a predicted model, not a curated record